AGAAGGAGGAGGAGGAGAAGAAGAAGCUGCAGCUACUUUUACGGGAGACCUAGGAAACCGACAAGCAGCUAUCUGUGGUUAGCAAAUAUAGGUUAGCCCCCCGGUUACACAGACGUAAACAUGGUGUUCGCUGCGCUGCUCUUUCUUUUAACGGUGGGCUCCUUCUGUGGAAAAGCUGCAGCAGGAAGAGAACGAGUAUAUGUGACUGUGUUGUUUCGGCAUGGUGACAGGUCACCAAUCAAAGCCUAUCCCAAAGACCCACACCAAGAGAGCGACUGGCCUCAAGGCUUCGGACAGCUAUCGCAGGUGGGGAUGAAGCAGCACUUUGAGCUGGGCCAGUUUCUGAGGAGUCGAUACAAAGGAUUCCUUAACGAAUCUUAUGAAAGACACGAGAUCUUAGUUCGCAGUACAGACUACGAUCGCACCCUGAUGAGCGCUGAGGCCAACCUUGCAGGCCUCUACCCCCCGAGUGGUCAGCAGGUCUUCACACCACAAGUGAAGUGGCAGCCAAUACCCGUACACACCGUGCCACAAAGUGAAGAGAGGCUUCUCUCGUUUCCACUUGGAGACUGUCCUCGCUACAAACAGCUGAUGAAUGAAACUGAACACACAGAGGAAUUUAUUAAUGUCACCACUACAUACCAGGACAUUAUAGAGCUGGUGAGGAGUAAAACAGGACUGAAUAAGACUGAUGUGGAGUCAGUCUGGAGCGUGUACGACACACUCUUCUGUGAGUCCCGUCACAACAUGUCAGCUCCUGCCUGGGUGACUCCUGAUGUUUUGGAGAAGCUCAGAGUGCUAAAAGACUUUGGAUUUCAGGUCCUAUUCGGGGUCUACAAACAACAAGAAAAGAGCCGGCUGCAGGGAGGUAUCUUGUUGGGUGAAAUAGUGAAGAAUCUUUCCAUGAGGGCCCUCCCAGACUCCAAACAGAGACUGAAAAUGAUGAUGCUGUCAGCGCAUGACACCACUGUAGCUGCUCUUCAGGCCAGCUUGAAUGUGUUCAACGGAAAACAGCCACCAUAUGCCUCCUGUCAAAUAUUUGAGAUGUACAGGGAUGACAACGGCUCUUUUUCUGUGUCGAUGUUUUACCGUAAUGACACCACAGUGGAGCCCUACCCUCUGCAGUUACCAGGCUGCUCCCUUGACUGCCCCCUAGACGAGUUUGUGAGAAUUACAAAGCUCUCAAUUUCAGAUGACCGGGACAAAGAAUGUCAAGUGCCUUCAGAAGGGAGAGAUAAAGAAGUGAUCAUCAUCCUGGCGGUGUCCAGUUGUCUGCUCCUCCUCCUCAUCACCCUCCUCCUCGGCGUUAUUUGUUGGCAGAAGAAGACAGUCAGCAAUCAGGGAUACCAGCAUGUGAUCAACCAGGAAGUCGGAGAGGAAUCCUGACAUAAGCACAAACUCCUUCCUCGGAGAUCUACAAACCUCGCAUCUUGGGACAGCAGCGAUGACGACGAACUUUGAACUCUAAAACUCCUGAGUGACCUUUAUGAUGGUUUCAUGAACACAUUCAGUUUGGGACCCACAAUGAUUACAUUUUUAGAACAGCGGGUUUUCGUCCAAAAUGACCCCGUUUGCUUUGGGUCAGAGGGAAAGAAUUUAACAAACAUUUCAAUUUAAGAUUUUAGAGAAGCUCAGCUUUUUAAAAAAACACUCUAAACUAACAUGAUUAAUGAUGAGUGAGACAUUGUUGGAGGGACCAAGACUGAUUUCUACAUCAAGAAAACACAGCAGGGAAAACUUUUUGUAUUUUAACAGAUUGUCAUCUAAUGUAACUGCUGUGUUCCCAUGUGGACUCCAAUCAGCCAAAUAAAUGUCUGAUUUCAACAAAUAUGACCCUGAUUUCUGCUUGGAAAGACACUGUUCAGUCUGGGUUUUUUAAACUGUCCCAAAACAGGACUAUAGUGACAAAGUUGCGUAAUAGUAGUCCGGAAAUGUGAUGGAAAAUGGUGCGUUCUUGGUAAUGUCAUUGCAAAUUAUUGAAAAACAAACUCUUAUUUUUUGAGAACAUGUUUUUCCUCCUGGCAGGUCUGAUUUUCCUUAAAAACAUGUAGCACAAAUAUAAGACUUCACCUGAUUACAAAAGACCUAAGAUAUGUUGACUUAAUUAAAUCUUAAUUAGCUAAAAAUGUUUCAAUACUGAAUCUCAGUCCAGAAUGUUUCCAGAACUGGUCUGUUUCCACAUCUUCAUGUAAUCAGAUGACUUUUUUUUUUUUUUUUAAUUGGCAAGAACACAUUUGUUUUGUGUGUGUAAUUGCAAAUUCAUGUGUCAGUUUAUGUGUGCAGAUGUAUUCAUGAAUAUGCCUUUUGUGUGUUAUGAUUUGUGUACAGUAUGUAUGUGUUGGCUCAUUUGUGUUCUUGCGCGUGUUGACUCUGAGGCCAAAUGACCGAGAUGCCUUAUAUGUUUUUAAUAAUGGGUUUUGUUGUUUUUUUUGUUCUGAUGUAACGCAUAACACAUAGUUUUGUAGGAUUUCGAGUACGUGAUUUGAACUUAUUCAAAUAGGUGCGUUUGAUUUAUCAAAGGAGCAGCAGAGAGGUGUUGAACGUUUACCGAGAGAGAGCUGGCCUCGACAGCAAGCAUUCACCCCCAAGUGUCCUUUAGCCCCAUUGAAUUAAAUUGAAUUGUGUCCUUGAGUGCGACACUAAACACCAGCUCAGUGGUGGCUUAGCGGAGCCUGACCUUUGGAAGGAAAAUAGAUUACUUUUUUUCAGCGUCUCACAGACAGAGCUUACAGCUUCCAUUAACAGAAUGUGAUUCCAUUUUUUUUAACUGUGAAUAUGUUGGAACUUUGGAAACACUGGAAACCUUUACAUUUGUUUUAAAAUCUGGCUACCUUUUUUUUUUUUUUUUUUAAGUCAGCUUUAUUUGAAAAAUAAAAACCUGUUUUGUCUAAUCACCUUUUAAAUGCAGGACAGAUAUUGAAUGCUUUCCCUAUAUCACGAAAAACUAUUAACUGUGUACCUAAAACUUCCAGCUCAUGCAGUUUUAGAAAAAGAUAAGACCCAGGGUUUUAUACGACAGGAGAUGAGCGUUUGGUUACAAAAAAAAAAAUCUAAUAUGUUACAAAUAAGUAUAAAUCUUAAUGCAGGUAUGACCAGGAUCUUGUUUUUCUUAAAGUCAGGAUCCAGAUUCUGGACUUGGACAUGGAGAACACAUAUUUGCUGGAAAGUUCAACGCUUGCUAUAUAUUAAAAAUAAUUAAGGGUGUUUGUCGGUAUUGUGUGACCCCACUCGAAAUUGUCAUUUCAGUUUUCUUUCAUGCUGUAUGAAAUGAUUGAUCAGACUUUGAGAAGGUGUUGCUUGUAAAUGUUUUGGGUUUUUUUUUUUUGAAAAAUAAAUGAUCAAUCAUUGCAAA
Messenger RNA from Siniperca chuatsi (mandarin fish), 3352 nucleotides. It is a transcript of the gene acp2, whose product is annotated as acid phosphatase 2, lysosomal. Gene Ontology annotation, biological process: lysosome organization; dephosphorylation. Gene Ontology annotation, cellular component: lysosome. The transcript is spliced from 13 exons. The record is from RefSeq and is a predicted model, not a curated record. NCBI's taxonomy places the organism in Eukaryota, Metazoa, Chordata, Actinopteri, Centrarchiformes, Sinipercidae. Gene Ontology annotation, molecular function: acid phosphatase activity. The coding region runs from base 121 to 1386 and encodes 421 amino acids.